Asparagus officinalis (garden asparagus) is the source of this 4372-nucleotide messenger RNA. Its product is annotated as probable DNA double-strand break repair Rad50 ATPase. The record is from RefSeq and is a predicted model, not a curated record. Bases 267 to 4058 code for a protein of 1263 amino acids. NCBI's taxonomy places the organism in Eukaryota, Viridiplantae, Streptophyta, Magnoliopsida, Asparagales, Asparagaceae. The transcript has 8 exons.
UUUAAAAAUUUUGUUUCACAUAUGACAUAACCUUGUAAUUCCUAAUUAGAUCUCAUCCUCCUCAUGUUUCGAGAGCUCAUUAAACAAUCAAGAUGUAAAGGGGAAUCCUAAAGGCACUACCUUUUUCCUCUUUCUUCGAGUGAUAGCAAAGAGGGGGGAGAGAGAGAGACAUCUGUAACCUUUUUCCUCUCUGUGGAUCCCUCUCACUUUCUCUCUCCUGAAUGAUUAUCCCCUUUUAGAGAGAGAGAGAGAGAGAGAGAGUAAGCAUGUUCAAAUUGCACAGGCACAAGUCAGAUAGAUUAGGGGAGAGGGUGGAGUUCAGAUUCUCAAGCUUACAAGCGUUUCAGAUUCCUAAAGGAUGGGACAGGCUUGUUUUGUCUAUAGUAUGUGUGGAGACUGGAAAAACAAUUGCGAAGUCCAGCAAAGCUAUGGUUCGCAGUGGAACUUGUCAAUGGACAGAGACAUUCUCCCAAUCCAUAUUUAUUCCUCAAUAUGGUGCAUCAAAGGAGAUUGAAGAAUGUGUAUUUAAAGUAGUUGUUGCCAUGGGAUCACAUAGAACAGGUAUACUGGGAGAGAUUACCAUAAACUUAACAGAUUAUAUGAGUUCACACGACUCUGGAUCAUUUUCUUUGCCAUUAAAAAGGUGCAAUUAUGGCACAAUUUUACAGAUUAGGAUUCAGUGCCUCAACCCAAAAAGAGGACUCAGGGAUAUAAAAAGUUCAAGGGAAACUACUUCCUCUUUUGAAGGUCUUCAUACUAAUAACGAUGAGAUGGAUGGCAAGUCAGAUGGAUCUGAUAGUAUAAUUAACCAGAGUUUUGGAUCUUCAUCAAGUAACAAUUUUGGUGUAAUUUAUUCGGAAGAAGCUACAAAUCGGGACACAAGUUUCUCAGCUUCAGGAUCACAUCGAAGUUCUGAUUCUGGGGACAGUCCCAUUGGGAAAUUGAAUUUUUCUCCCAGAAACAAUUUGAAUGGUGGAUUUCCUAGUUUAACUCCCGCCGAGGAAUUUUCAAGAUCAAACCCAUCAUCCUUCAAUUCUAGAGCCUCGGGCUCCUCUACUCCAAAUCGAGGGCAAGAAUCUACCGCACAAACUCCAAUGUCACUAGGACCCAAUGCUUCUCCUAAAGCUUUUCUUGAAAUUGCCGAAGAAACAAUCGAAGAACUUCAAGAUGAGGUAAAAAUGUGGGAACGACACUCUCAGAAAUUGAAGCAAGAUAUUGAGAAAUUCAAGAAGGAAUCCUCAGAUAAAUCCAAACGGCAGAAAGAGCUAGAUAUGGAGCUUUCUGCUUCUUACUCUGAACGUGAUUCUCUAAAGAAAGAGGUUGAACAAUUGAAAGCAUCGUUAGAGGAAGCAAUAACGAAACAAACUCCUAUAAGAGGUUCUAAAAAUGAAGUCACAUCAUGUGUCGAGAAGGAAUUGGAAGAUGAACUGAAGUUCUUGAAUGAAUCUAAUGCUAAUCUAAGUCUCCAGCUGAAGAAAAGUCAAGAAGCAAAUCUUGAGCUUGUUUCUAUUCUUGAGGAACUUGAAGAAACUGUAGAGAAGCAGAAAUUGGAGUUAGAAAAACUUCCACAAAAAAGUCCCGCAAAUGGAUCCGAUUGUGAGAAAGAGGCAGAGUGGAAAGCUAAGCUAUCUGCGAAAGAAGAAGAAAUUAGUAAAUUAGAGGGGAAGUUAUCUAGCAAGCUUAAUGCAGAAAUUCCUAGUGAGCAUGAAUCGAGUCGGAGUCAUUCGGACUUGAUAAAAGAAAUUGAAGACUUGAGAGAUAAAGUGUGGGAGCUUGAAAGAGACUGUGCUGAGCUUACCGAUGAGAACUUAGAACUCAUGUAUAAGAUGAAGAAAUCAGGGCAAGACAUGAAAGAAAAGGAUUCUGAAAAUUCUUACUCUGAAAUUGAUCUGAAAUCCCAAAAUAAAAUGAAAAUGCUCGAAAAGAAAUGUGCUGAUCUUGAAGUUGAACUGCAAUAUUUCAAGGAUCAAGCUCCUCAUCUUGAUAUCAGUAAAGAAAGUACAAGAAAUGAAUCUGAUAUCGAGGAUCUCAAGAUUGCCUUUUCAUUAAAAAAAAAGGAGAUCGAUGUGCUAAAACAUGAAAAAGAGGAAUUAGAACUUUCAAUUACAAAUAUACAAAGAGACAAAAGUAACUUAGAGAAAAAUCUUGCUAGUACUGUGGAUUCUCAUACUUCCACUAAUAAGAUGCUUGAAAGGAAGUUGAUGGAACUCGAAAGCAGCAAAAAUGAACUAGAGAUUCAAGCAUGUGAGCUAGAAGAGGAAAAUAUACAGUUAUCUGAACGUGUCUCAGGCUUAGAAGCACAAUUACGAUAUCUUACCAAUGAGAAGGAAUCCAAUAGAUUGGAACUAGAAGAUUCUAGAUCUCUUGUAGAAGAUCUCAAGGGUGAAGUUGCACAACAACGAGCUGAAAUAGAAUCACAAAAAGGGGAAUUAAAGCAAAAGCUACUAGAUGCACAAAAAAGAUUGUCAGAGAUACAAGAAGAGACAGAGUAUCUGAAGAGAUCUCAUUCGAAAUUACAGUCGACAAUGGAGAGCCUUAUCGAAGAGAACAGCUCGCUUCAGAAAUCAAAUGGAGACUUGAGGAGGCAGAAAUUAGACUUGCACGAGCGAAGUGCUCAUCUCGAAGUUGAAUUGAGUGAGUCACAGAAAAGGAUUUCUGAGUUCUUGGAAAAGGUUAAACUUCUAGAGAUCAAACUUUCUUCAAUGCAAAAUGAUAUCAUCACUAAGGAGAAAAUAUUAACCUCACAAUUAGAGAGCAUUUGUCAAGAUCACGAGGACCAAGAAGAGAGAAUUAGCCAGGCAAAGCUCAUGUUGAAUCAAAUAGAUGGAGUGAAUAACGUUGAAGUGGAGAAUCUUAAGAGAGAAAUUGCACACCUCUCUUCACAAUUGUGUUCUACUGAUGAGGAGAGAGAGCAAAUGGCAUCGGAUGCUGUACUAGAAGUCUCCGGGCUACGGUCAGAUAAAAUUAAACUUGAGAGUAGUCUACAAGAGGCCAUUGCUAAGAUUAAAAUGUAUGAAACUGAGAUUCAAUCUCUCAGACAAGAAUCUAGCAAGAAAGUUCAAGGGGUAGUUGACUUACUAAAUGCUUCAAAACAAAGUGAAGAAAUGUUGAUGUCUGAUAUUGAGCACAUACAGAGACAAGCUGAUGCUGCAAAAUCGGGCGAAGAAAAAUUUAGAAAAGUGGCAAGUGAACUGGAACUGAAGAUAAAAGCUUCUGACUAUGAAAAAGAACAAAUAAUGGAAGAAGCUUCCAGUUUAAAGGUUCAAGUAGAAAGGAUAGCUCAUCUUCAAGAUGAAAUUUUGGUGCUGAAAAGCUCCCUUGAAGAUGCAAAGUUUGAAAAUGGAAAAUUAGAAGACUUGUUACAGUCGGUAUCAGAAGAAUGUGAGGGAUUGAAGACAGAGAAAACAUCAUUUGUGGAGAAAAUCUCAAUUAUGCAGAAGGCUUUGGAUGACGGUGGAGAUGAUAGACGCAGUAGAAUUGCUUUGGAAGAAAAGCUACUUAGGCUGGAGGGUGAUCUAAGUGCAAAAGAGGCAUCUUAUGCUCAUGAAGCAGAGUUGAAGAAUGAAAUUAACCGUAUUAAGAGAGCAAAUAGUGAAUAUCAGAGAAAAAUACAAUGUCUGGAGGAGGAAAAAUGUCAACUGAUGAGAAAAGCUGGGAUGCUCAACAAUGAAAAUAACCAGGAUAAGAUAGUUCCGGACAAGGACAAUGAUAGGACGCAUGAUCUUGAGAGUACAAUUCAGAACCUGGAGAGUAGGGUUCAUGCGCUUGAAGAUGAAUUGACUGAGUUGGUGGAGGCAAAUAACAUGUACAAGAUUCAACUACAAGGAUUAAUGGAGGAAAAGCAAAAUGACAAUACUAAAGUACCCGAGAAGCACAUAAGCGAAGGUGAAACAGGAUCACAAGAAGCUAGCAAGAUUUCUUCGUUGGAGACAGAGUUGAAAGAAAUGAGAGAACGGUAUUUACAUAUGAGCCUUCAAUAUGCCGAAGUAGAAGCUCAGAGAGAAGAGCUUGUACUGAAGCUCAAGACUACAGCAAAAGGAAAGGGUUGGUUCUCAUGAUCAAAUGGCCUGAAAUCAAUUUUCAUUUUCUUUUAUUUGCUAUUUUUGUUGGUAUAUAAUUUAUUUUCCACUGGUUAUGUCGGAGGAUAGUGUUAGCUAUUCUUUGGCUAUCUUGUAACAAAUUGUUGAAUUUCUUACAUAAUAAUUCAUGUAGUUGAUCACAGAAUCUGUUGUAUAAUUGUGUGACAAUAAUUUGCCCUGGAUAGUUCCCAUUGGAGGCUUCCGCUUAUAGAUUUAUUUGCAUAAGAUCAGUGUAAGUUGUGAAGUGUACACAUAGUCAGUUCAAAUGAAUUAUUGAUCAAAGUUUAACGGCU